This is a messenger RNA of Candidozyma duobushaemuli, 1794 nucleotides long. RefSeq lists its product as uncharacterized. Gene Ontology annotation, molecular function: carbohydrate:proton symporter activity. NCBI's taxonomy places the organism in Eukaryota, Fungi, Ascomycota, Pichiomycetes, Serinales, Metschnikowiaceae. Gene Ontology annotation, cellular component: membrane. The transcript is spliced from 2 exons. The record is from RefSeq and is a predicted model, not a curated record. Gene Ontology annotation, biological process: carbohydrate transport; transmembrane transport. Bases 1 to 1794 code for a protein of 597 amino acids.
AUGCCCAAACUCACCCUGACUUGGGCGCUCCUUUUCUUCUUUUUCCUUGCCGCCGCCCUCUACGGCUUCGAGCUGCACGCGUUUGUGGCCUCCUUUGCCCUCCUUCCAGAAGCCCUUCCAUGGCAAUACGUCCUUCUCUGGAGCUCGGUGGCCCUUGGAGCCGCCAUCUCGUGUUUUGGAACAUCCCUUUUGGUGGAUUUUGGCGGUUCUGUCGCUGCCGUCCAACUUGGUUUUGUCGUUUGGACCGCUGCUUCCGUGGGUCUUGUUUUUGUCGAAAACAUCUUCCUUUUGAUGGCGGGCCGGGCCUUGGUGGGUGCCGGGGCCGGGAUGGCUCUGGCCGGAGGGCUUGUUUACGCGUCUCAGAUGGCCAAGUUCCGUGGUUUUGCUGUUCUGGCCGCUUUUGUCGGUGGUGUUUGUGGCAAAAUGGUGGGACGAGGCUUUCUGGCGAUUUUGGAGAAAAAGGCUACGGAAAAGUGGCAAAUAAAGGCGCCGCUUGUGGUUCAAGCCGUCUGGGCGGCGCUUUUGGCCCUUCUGGGCUUCUUUUUCCCAGAAUACCCGCCCUGGCUUCAAUGGAGAGGGUUUCUUGAAAGAGCCAACGAAACACGCUACGCGUUGGCGCCACGGGCUUUUCCCGAAAACGGCCGUUCUUGCUCGUGGAAACAGCUUUUGGAAAACCACAAAUUGAGCCUUCUGAGGGCGGUUCUUUGUCAGAUCUGGAUCCACUUGACCGGCGUGUCUAUGAUGGUGUUUUGUCUUCCCGUGCUUCUUCCGCUGUUCCAGCGUGGCGGGUUCGGCGACGUGGCGUUUUUUGCCGUUCACGGUCUUAUGGCGGGGGCAGCGGUGCUAGCGGUUCCAGUAAGUCAGUGGGGUUCACGGCGGUUCUUUUUGAUGUACGGCUACGGGCUUCUUGGAGCGACGUUUUCGGCGCUUUUCGGGCUCUUUAUGCAUUUUGGGCAGACUAGCAACGGAGAAAUCUUGAAUGUUGUUCUUCCUCCUAAAAUUGCCUCCUGGGGGUUGGCGGUGUUCUUUUUUGUGUUCACCGUGGAUGCCCUUUAUAUCUCGCCAUUGGCUGCCCAGUACACCGUGGAGGUGCUUCCCAGAGAGGCGUAUUCUAAGGGCAUUUGCAUUUCUAUGGCGUUUUCGUGGCUUUUCUAUGGAGCUUCUAUGUUUGGCGUGCCGUUGGUAUUUCGGGUUCUUCAGGAAUGGGCGUUUCUCGUUCUCGGAUUGAGCUGCUUUGCUGGGGCGCUUCUUUUGGCUUUCUUCCCAUGCAAGAAGGAGGAAGAGGUCUGGGAGACAGAAAUUUCGACGCCUGUGGCUGCUCCUUUGAAACCUAAGACGUCACUCCAUGCCCUGGAGGUACCGGAAGAUCCUCCGCUUGUCUUCACUAAACGCAGCUCAGAGUUUCCUACUUUUGGCAAGCACGUCGCUAAAUUGCUCCCAGCUCACCAGAGACUGCUGGAAACAAGCGACCCUGUCCCCUCCAAGGAAUUGCCGUUGGUGACUGCCAGGCAGUGUUCAGAAAACGAGUCCUCCAAUGCCCAAUCCACGGUGAUUCUUCAAACCGCCAAAGCCCACCAGAGCGUAAAGCUGCAGCUUGGCUCGCAUUUAAACGGCUUGUGGUCAGCCAGUGAGGUUGAGUUUAGGAGACUGGAGGAGCCUGGCAUGGAUCGUGGUGGAUUGAAGGAGGAGUUUGAAGGCCCAGGUCUAUUUGGCGAGGCAGAGCAGCCCGUAGCGCUUUUUGGAAGAAGGCUGGGCAAAAGGGGGCUUCUAAAUGCCAAUACUACGUCCUCCUAG